Molecule: messenger RNA, 840 nt
Organism: Penicillium waksmanii
Lineage: Eukaryota; Fungi; Ascomycota; Eurotiomycetes; Eurotiales; Aspergillaceae
Product: proteasome regulatory particle base subunit RPN10
Exons: 4
Coding region: 1-840 (279 amino acids)
Biological process (GO): proteasome-mediated ubiquitin-dependent protein catabolic process
Cellular component (GO): cytosol; nucleus; proteasome regulatory particle, base subcomplex
Molecular function (GO): polyubiquitin modification-dependent protein binding
Source: RefSeq, a predicted model, not a curated record
AUGUCGCUCGAAGCUACCAUGAUCAUUGUCGACAACAGCGAAAGCAGUCGCAAUGGAGACUACACAUCAACCCGCUGGCAAGCCCAGAUCGAUGCUGUGAGCAUCAUUCACAGUGUCAAGAUGCGCGUACACCCACAGUCGGCUGUUGGCCUGAUGAGCAUGGGCGGCAAGGGUCCUGAGGUGCUAUCAACCUUUACUACGGACUUUGGCGGUAUCCUGGCUGGUCUCCAUCGCACCAAGAUUCACGGCACAUCGCACUUGAGCUCGAGUAUCCAGGUUGCUGGGUUGGCACUGAAGCAUCGUUCCGAGAAAUCCCAACGCCAACGAAUCAUCGUAUUCUCCUGCUCCCCCAUUGAAGAAGACGAGAAGACCCUGGUCAAGCUGGCCAAGAAAAUGAAGAAGAACAACGUCUCCAUCGACAUCAUUGCUUUCGGAGAUCUCGAGUCCGACCAGACCAAGAAACUGGAAGCCUUUGUGGAUAAUGUAUCGAGUGGUGAUGGCUCCUAUCUCGCCAUCAUCCCGCCGGGUCCUCAUCUCCUUAGUGAGGAGCUUCAGCAGACCCCAAUCCUCGCCGGUGAGAAUGCCGGUGCGGCGGGUGCAUCCGGUGGGGAGACAGGUGGUGACGCGGGUGGAUUCAACUUUGAGGAUGCGGCCGAGGACGACCCUGAACUCGCCUUUGCUCUCCGAUUGUCGUUGGAGGAGGAGAAGAACCGACAGGAGAAGGAGAAGCGGGACCUCGAGGAGGCCGAGGGCAAGACGGAACUGGGUGGCAUUCCCGAAGAAGGGCAGGGCGAGUCCAGCAAAGACAAGAAGGACGACGACAAGAUGGAUACUGCGUAG